UAGAUUUUUAAUAGAAAAAUCGGCAUUUUUUUGCAACAAAUUUGGUUUUUUAAGACGGAAAUUUUACAAUUAUGCCUUCUGUUCCUCACUGGCAAAAACGAAAUGCUGCAGCUGGAGUGGAGGAUAUGGUUUUACUUCGACAAUUAAAUGAUGAUGCUAUUGUUGAGAAUUUACGUAAAAGGCUGGCUGCUCGUUUAAUUUUUACAUAUAUUGGACCUGUACUUGUUAGUGUUAAUCCUUUUGCGGAUGUACAAAAAUUUGGGGAAGCGGAAAUGGAACAAUAUCAAGGCGCAGCCCAAUAUGAAAAUCCUCCACACAUUUUUUCAUUAGCCGACUCAAUGUUUCGCAACCUCAUGAUUGACCGUGAACGUCAAUGUGUAAUAAUUUCAGGCGAAAGUGGGGCUGGUAAAACUGUUGCUGCCAAACAUAUUAUGUCUUAUUUAGCUCAUUCGUCUGGUGGUGGUCAACGUGUACAGGGCCUAAAAGAGACUAUAUUAAAGACAAAUCCUUUGUUAGAAGCAUUUGGGAAUGCUGCGACUAUGCGAAAUUGGAAUUCUAGCAGAUUUGGUAAAUAUGUCGAAAUAGUCUUUAGUCUUGGUGGAGAACCUUUGGGUGGUCGAAUUUCUUCAUUUUUAUUAGAAAAAUCUCGAGUUGCUCAAACAGCAAGAGGAGAAAGAAAUUUUCACAUUUUUUACCAAUUAAUUGAGGGAGCCGAUAAAGAAUUGAGUAAAGCAUUUGGAUUGGCUAAAGCAGCAAAUUAUAAUUAUUUAAAUUGUUCUGAUUGUUAUGAAGCAGAAAAUACAAAUGAUGGACGGUCUUUUGUUGAAACUAAAGAUGCAAUGACUGCAAUAGGAUUAGACGAAAAUAUACAACGACAAUGUUUGUCUGUUGUGGCUGCUACACUUCAUAUUGGAAAUAUUAAUUUUGUGGAGUCUGAUGGAGAUGGAUUUGCUACUAUUGCUGAUGAACAAUUUUUGCAAUUUCCUGCAUUUCUUUUGGGAAUAACCCCUGAAGCGAUUAAAGAGAAUUUAACUCGUCGGCAACUCCAAUCUAAAUGGGGUAAAAAUAUUGAGCAAGUGGAGGUUAGGCACAACAAAGAACAAGCAGCAUAUACCAGAAAUGCUUGGGCUAAAGCUCUUUACUCAAAACUUUUUGAAUUUUUGGCAUUAAAUGUGGAUGAUCGUCGACAUUCUUUAGAUUUAUCAAUUGGUGUGUUGGAUAUUUACGGAUUUGAAGUUUUUGAAUGGAAUGGAUUUGAACAAUUUUGCAUUAAUUUUGUGAAUGAAAAACUCCAACAAAUUUUUAUUGAAUUAACUUUAAAAGCAGAACAAGAAGAAUAUAUGGCUGAAGGGAUUCAAUGGACAACUGUCGAAUUCUUUAAUAACAAAAUUGUUUGUGAUUUAAUUGAAGCAAAGAGGCCACCAGGUAUUAUGCCAAUUCUUGACGAUGUUUGUGCCCAAAUCCACGGACAGAGUGACGGCGUUGACAUUUUAAUGUUAAACAAAUUAUCAAAACAAUUACUUGGACACGAACAUUUCCGUCCUGGAUCUGAUAACUUUUUAGUUCGUCAUUAUGCCGGUGAAGUACUUUAUCAAGUUGAAGGUUUCUGUGAUAGAAAUCGAGAUAUUCUACAUUCUGAUUUGGUUCAUUUAAUGUUGGGAAGUAAAAAUUCAUUUAUGCGUCAAUUAUUUGAGGGAUGUAUUCCAUCAGAUCCAAAUAAAAAGCCAACUACCAAUCAUUUAAUGGAAUCUUUAAUGUGUUGUGUGCCUCAUUAUGUUCGUUGUAUUAAACCAAAUGAAAGAAAACGAGCGCUUGAUUUUGAUGAAGAAAGAGUUUUGCAUCAAGUCCGCUAUCUAGGUCUUCGAGAGAAUAUUCGCGUUCGUCGGGCUGGUUUUGCCUAUCGUCGACUUUUUGAGCGUUUUAUUUGGAGAUAUUCAAUAAUUUGUAAAGGAAGUGAAAAUAAAUUAAGAAAUAAAGAUCCUCGUCAUGAUUGUGAAAUUAUUUGUGAAACUGCACAAAUUUCUCCUGAAGAAUUUCGACUUGGAAACACAAAAAUAUUUAUUAGAAGUCCAGAAUCUUUAUUUCUUUUGGAAGAAGCGAGGGAAAGACGUUUUGAUGCUUUUGCUAGAAUUAUUCAAAGAAUAUUUAAAAGAUUUGCUGCAAAAAGGAAUUUGAGGAAACAAAAAGACGAAGCAAGUGAACUUUACAGAGGUUUAAAAGAAAGAAAUCGCCAUUCAUUGGAACGUCGCUUUGUUGCUGAUUAUAUCGGUCUAGACCACCAUCCAGGACUUCAAGCAAUUGUUGGGGGAAGACGUGAACGUAUUUUCUUUGCUGCAAGUGUUACUAAAUAUGAUAGACGUUUUAGACCAACAAGGACAGACCUUUUAUUGACUACAAAAGCAAUUUUCCUUGUUGGCCGUGAGGCUUUAAAGGAAGGAACAAAUACUGGAAAAAUGGUAGAAUCACUUAAAAGAAAAAUUCCUUUUGCCUCAUUAAAUGCUGUUUUGGUUAGUUCAUUUCAAGAUGAUUUUUUAUUGUUAGUUGUUACUUCUGAAUAUUCAAGUCUUUUGGAGACACCUUUAAAAACUGAAUUUUUGGCUGCUUUAAAUAAACGUUUAAAAGAAAAUUUUCGUCAAUCUUCUCUUCCAUUACAAAUUACUGAUAAAUUUAUUAUUCAAUUAAAACAAUUACGUCCAGCAAUGUUACCCAAUGCUUUCCCAAAAGCUGCUAUUUCUUUAUUUACUGGAGGAAAUGAAAGAAUUGUUGAAUUUAGAAAAGAAAAGAGACACAACAACAAGGUCGUCGAACUAUUUUGGUUCCAAAUGGAAAAAUACUUAAUAUUUUGGUUAUUGAUGGAUUAUCUCCAAAUAGUAGUGAGCUUUUUAAUAAAUUGA
Molecule: messenger RNA, 2894 nt
Organism: Meloidogyne enterolobii
Lineage: Eukaryota; Metazoa; Nematoda; Chromadorea; Rhabditida; Meloidogynidae
Source: the annotation of a GenBank genome assembly